Molecule: messenger RNA, 895 nt
Organism: Meloidogyne enterolobii
Lineage: Eukaryota; Metazoa; Nematoda; Chromadorea; Rhabditida; Meloidogynidae
Source: the annotation of a GenBank genome assembly
AUGCCAAGCGAUGCAAAAUCCAUUAAAGACUUGUCUUUGCUAAUUAAAAAGGCUCCACAAUACCAAAAAGAAUUAAAUAAAUUUAGUACACACUUUCAUUUGGCUGAGGAAUGUAUGAAUAAAUAUAAAAAUGGAAUUGAUAAACUUUGUAAAGUGGAACAGGAUUUGGCUUUGGGAAUGGAUGCUGAGGGUGAACGUAUUAAAGACCCAAUGAAAUUAAUGGUACCUCUAUUAAUUGAUCCAGCUGUGAAAAUGGAGGAUAGAUUGCGUCUUAUUCUUCUUUAUAUCCUUCAUAGAAAUGGUAUAACCGAUGAAAAUUUAAAUAAAUUGUUGCAACAUGCAAAUAUUCCACAUAUGGAGAAAGAAACACUUGUUAAUGCUUCUCUGUUAAGCUUGAAUAUUACUAUUGAUCAAGGCAGAAAGCGUGUUUGGACCCCAACUCGUCGUGAACGUGGAAAUGAACAAGUUUAUCGUGAAUCUCGUUGGGUCCCUAUAAUUAAAGAUAUAAUGGAAGACGCAAUAGAAGACAAAUUGGACAUUAAACAUUUUCCAUUUUUGGCUGGACGUCAAAUUAGCCAGCCAUAUCGCGCUCCAACAAGUGCCCGUUAUGGCCAAUGGCACAAAGACCAACGUUAUUCACAAAUGCGUUCAGGCCCUCGUCUAAUAAUUUUUAUUGUUGGAGGUGUAACCUUUUCUGAAAUGCGUUCGGCAUAUGAAGUAACACGUUCACAAAAGGCCUGGGAAGUUGUUAUUGGUUCUGAUCAAAUAAUUACACCGGAACGAUUUUUGAAUAAUUUGCGAGAUUUGAGUAAAAAACAGCAUGAAUAAAUGAGAAAAGAGGUUUUUUUGAGAGAAGUUUUGGAUAAGACCCCGUAAAUUCUUUAAUAGAAUCACC